Messenger RNA from Pygocentrus nattereri (red-bellied piranha), 1102 nucleotides. RefSeq names its product histone H1. Gene Ontology annotation, cellular component: nucleosome. The transcript has a single exon. NCBI's taxonomy places the organism in Eukaryota, Metazoa, Chordata, Actinopteri, Characiformes, Serrasalmidae. Gene Ontology annotation, biological process: nucleosome assembly. Gene Ontology annotation, molecular function: structural constituent of chromatin; DNA binding. The record is from RefSeq and is a predicted model, not a curated record. The coding region runs from base 83 to 691 and encodes 202 amino acids.
GGCCGUUGGGACGUAAACACUGAGCGUUCCUCCACUACUACUCCAACUUUCUCUACGUGACGUUGAGGACCGCGGCUGAACCAUGGCAGAGACGGCUCCAGCUCCCGCGGCCGCAGCGCCGGCCAAGGCGCCCAAGAAGAAGUCCGCGUCCAAGCCCAAGAAAGCCGGACCGAGCGUGUCGGACCUGAUCGUGAAAGCGGUGGCGGCCUCCAGUGAGCGGAAAGGAGUUUCCCUGGCCGCACUGAAGAAGGCUCUGGCCGGCGGCGGCUACGACGUGGAGAAGAACAACGCCCGCGUCAAGCUGGCCUUGAAGUCGCUGGUGAAGAAGGGCGCCCUGGUCCAGACCAAAGGCACCGGCGCCUCGGGCUCUUUCAAGGUGAGCAAGAAACCCGCAGCCAAAAAGCCCGUCAAGAAACCCGUGGCUAAGCCCAAGAAGCCAGUCGCCAAGAAGGCUCCAGCCAAAGCGGCCAAGCCUAAGAAAGCCGCCCCGGCCAAGGCAGCCAAGCCCAAGAAGGCACCGAAGAAGGUGAAGAAGCCCGCGGCCAAGAAACCUGCCGCCAAGAGCCCGAAGAAGGUGAAGAAGCCCGCGGCUAAGAAAGUGGCCAAAAGUCCCAAGAAGGUCAAAGCGGUGAAGACUAAAGCGGCCAAGCCCAAAGCAGCCAAGGCGAAGAAAGCUGCGAAGAAGAAGUAGAAAACUACUUUUUCCCCCCAAUGAAACGACAUGUUUUCACAAAAAGUGCGGAGGACGAUACCAUGCUGAAUGAAAGGGGUGUGUAUGGACUAACUCUACAGAAGAGGGGGCGAUGGGUGGACUCCUUGCCCCCCCGGCUUACAUAGACUUUGGUUGCGUCCGGACUAUCACCAGCGAGAUUUCACUGAAGCUAAAGUUAGCUCCCUAUUCCAACUCCGCGGUCCGCCUUAACUGCUGCAGCACUUCCGUCCAUUCAUUCAGUCAGAAUGGAAUGUAAAUGCAGCACCAGUUAAGGUGGACCGGAGAAUCGCAACCGGCCUCUUUUUUUCCGAGUUUUCUAGGCAGCAUAAGUGGCGAUUGAAACAUAAUUUUUUUUAUUUGUAAACCUUUAUUUUUGUGAGAUUCUGAGAA